AUGCCGCACGGAGUGGCUAAGCUCGGCAGUGCCAAAGGAUUGCAAGAGGAUUGGCCUGGUCCCACUUGUCCUCAGAGCAUUCUGGGCCAGGCGCUGGCGCCGGCGUCAGCUGAUCAGGCGGUGACUUGGAGAACGGUGCGCAGCGCACCACGCAAAUCGCCGUCUGCACCUUCGGAGGUGUUCCCCCGUGAGGUGGGUGAUCUGGAGGUGAAGAGUUCAGGCCUUUUGGAGUCGUGUUGCCACUUGACCAUCUCUUCGUGUGGAAGCUUCAUUGCGGCAUCCUUCGCAGACGGCGCAGCGGAUUUGCUGGAAUUCCCUACUCUCAACCCGCUGCUGCAGCUUCAACACGGCGAGCCAAGUGGACCUCGCGACAACGAGAAGGUUCAAAAAGCGUUUUUCGUGUGGCGGCCCACUGCGACACAGAGAGCUUAUGAUCAGAACCUUUAUGUAGUCAGCAGACUGCGCAAUCCCUGGGAGGCAGUCCUCCACGAAGUGUACCCCCUGGGCGAUUCGUUUGCCAAAGCGCCAACAGCCCAAUUCGCCCUGGCUCCCGUCUGCCAGGCUGCUGGAGGAGUCUUCACCGACCUCUGCGCACAUCCAUCACAACUGUACCUGGUUGCUUCGGCGGUGCUACCUUCGAGUGAUGUGAGGUCAAUUAUUCUUGUCUUCGACUUGUGGAGCGGAGAGCUACUGAAGUCUUGCCCGGUCUUCAACUCUUUGUUAGUGGCACCUCUGCUACCCCUGCAUCCAUCAAUCUGCUUGGAUUGCAGUGGCUCCUACAUUUUUUGCGCAUCCACACCCGGCCCGCUGGGCCCGAUCGAUUUGCAUGUCGGGCACGAUUCAGGUGCUGUGCCAAGCGGCUAUGCAUGCAAUGAUUUGCUGCACUCGAUCUGGCCUUCCUCGCAUGCUGAAUCGACUUCGUUGAUCUGCGUCGUCGACUUCAGCUCCGGCGAACAGUGCUACCAGGUGAGUAUCAAUGCUAACUGCAUUAGUCUGGGCUCUCCCUGGCAUGAUCCUGGCCAGCUUCUCGUCGGUGCCCGUGAUGGCACGAUUUCCGUGUGGCAGCCUCCGGUGGCCGUCUCCUCACGGAUCCGAACAGUGCUUCAGGAAAGUCUGGAG
Molecule: messenger RNA, 1119 nt
Organism: Symbiodinium necroappetens
Lineage: Eukaryota; Dinophyceae; Suessiales; Symbiodiniaceae
Source: the annotation of a GenBank genome assembly